Messenger RNA from Chaetomium fimeti, 552 nucleotides. RefSeq lists its product as uncharacterized. The annotation marks the transcript as partial. The record is from RefSeq and is a predicted model, not a curated record. Lineage: Eukaryota; Fungi; Ascomycota; Sordariomycetes; Sordariales; Chaetomiaceae. The transcript has a single exon.
GUUUCCCACUUGCCUCUCACCGUCUUCCACACCGCCGCUGUCAUUCUUGCAUCAGCCCACCUCGAUCACGAAGACGUCCUCCUCGACAAGGACGCCCCUCAAGCCGGCCGGCCAUUCGUUGUUACGGAUCCGAAUCCCCCUAUCUCGUACAGUGACUUGUACAAUGCCAUCUCCACCCUGUCCGUUCGCCCUUUCCGUACCGUAACCCUGCCGCCGGUUUUCGUCGCGGUCCUGUCGUACGCCGUCGAGUGGCACCGUCUGCUGCCGUAUCGAAUACCCUUUCUGAGAAGGUUCCUCCCGGACGUCAAGGGAGCUUUGAGGCACUUGCAGCCCGGUAUCAUCUCCAUCUGCACCCAUUUGACCGGGUCGGAUGCGGACGCCCGGAAGCCAGCGGACCGAGGCGGACUCGGCCACCAUGGAGUUAUCACGACGUUGGAGGGAAUGGUGCUGGAGAUCCUAGAAUGGAAUCGAGAACACCAAGGCCACAACGGCGGGCCGAGGGGAAAGAAGCUGUACACGACUUCAACCUCGGUAGCCGAGCAGCUUCGCCAA